Molecule: messenger RNA, 654 nt
Organism: Lepisosteus oculatus (spotted gar)
Lineage: Eukaryota; Metazoa; Chordata; Actinopteri; Semionotiformes; Lepisosteidae
Source: RefSeq, a predicted model, not a curated record
AUGCCCGCGGGAGACAGGGGGCCGAAGGCGACAGCGAGGAGAGAGGACUACUCCAACCAGUCCACCUUCAUGCAGCGGCAGUUCGGCGCCAUGCUGCAGCCCGGCGUCAACAAGUUCUCGCUGCGCAUGUUCGGCAGCCACAAGGCCGUGGAGAUCGAGCAGGAGCGCGUCAAGUCCGCCGGCUUCUGGAUCAUCCACCCCUACAGCGACUUCAGGUUUUACUGGGACUUGAUCAUGUUGCUGCUCAUGGUUGGGAACCUCAUCAUCCUGCCGGUCGGCAUCACCUUCUUUAAGGACGAGAACACACCGCCCUGGAUCGUCUUCAACGUCGUCUCCGACACCCUGUUCCUGGUCGACCUGGUGCUCAACUUCCGCACGGGCAUCGUCAAGGAGGACAACACAGAGAUCAUCCUGGACCCCCGCGCCAUCAAGCUGCGCUACCUGAAGAGCUGGUUCCUGGUGGACUUCAUCUCGUCCAUUCCCGUCGACUACAUCUUCCUGAUGGUGGACCUGGAGACCCACGUGGACUCGGAGGUGUACCGCACCGCCCGGGCCCUCAGGAUCGUCCGCUUCACCAAGAUCCUCAGCCUGCUGCGCCUGCUCCGGCUAUCCAGGCUCAUCCGGUACAUCCACCAGUGGGAAGAGGUACAGUAA